Molecule: messenger RNA, 498 nt
Organism: Sphenostylis stenocarpa
Lineage: Eukaryota; Viridiplantae; Streptophyta; Magnoliopsida; Fabales; Fabaceae
Source: the annotation of a GenBank genome assembly
AUGGGGAACCCACAGAGACCCACCAGACGGAGAAAAGCCCUGAAAGUCUUCAACUUAGUAGCAGUUGGUGCUGCAGACAGGAAUGUCACCAUCUCUGCUGGGACUGGAAAGGCCCUUUUGCUUGAAGGGAUCAUUAAGUUCCUGAACAGAUUGCACGUCCCAUCUAGGAUUAAAGUUACAGGAUUCACUGGGGUGCCAGCUUUACCUCUAAAGGGGUGCCUGUUGGAGUGGGGAAAGUUUGAAGUUUUGGUCAUAGAUGACAUCAGCAUGAUGAGUGCAAAACCGUUCGACAGUCUCCAAUUUGUUGCAAGUGGGGUAAGGGGUGUGGAUGAGACCUUGGGAGGGAUUCAACUUGAUGUGAGUGGUGAUUUCUUUCAAUUGCCACCAAUGGUUAGUAACAAGGAUUAUUGUUCUCAAGGGGUGAUGUAUGCAAUUGAGGCUGAGUGUUGGAAUAGAAGUUUGGACUUGGAGGGGCAGCUCAAAAGGGUGUUUGGAUAG